CCCCCUUAUAAGCAGUGCCUUUUAAAAAAGAAUAAACGCCAGCAGCAAGGGAAGCAGGACUACGGUAUAGAAUAUUUGCGGCCCUGUAUAGUAUUAUAUAAUAAGGGUAGCCCGGAUGCUGAGGCUAUUAGAGCUAUAUUUAUAAAGGAUUUAAGAUUAAGGCCGGAUGCUAUUAUUAUUGCGGGCACGUUAUUAGAGAUUAUUAGAGUGCGGAGGAUAGUUAGAGAAAUAUAUAGGGUGGUGUCGGACCACCGGAAUAGUAUUAUAAUUUGGAUUAAUAUAGAACCUAAGCCCGUAUCUAGCAAACUAAAGAGCUAUUAG
Mytilinidion resinicola is the source of this 321-nucleotide messenger RNA. RefSeq lists its product as uncharacterized. The transcript has a single exon. The annotation marks the transcript as partial. NCBI's taxonomy places the organism in Eukaryota, Fungi, Ascomycota, Dothideomycetes, Mytilinidiales, Mytilinidiaceae. The record is from RefSeq and is a predicted model, not a curated record.